GCUUUGCGAUUGUUGCGCAGCCUCUGUGAGAGCAAGCAGCUGAGCAAGGGAAGCUUGGAAAAUGACCGAAGGAAAGAUAAUAUUUGGCGAUGAAAUUUGGCAUUACCACCAUAAAAGCCACAUUUUUCACCCAGACUUUGUUAUUUUAUCCUUAGAUAACCUGGACCAACAAACUCUGGGUAACAUUUCUUGACAUUGGGUAGUUUGUGAGGCAUUUAAGGCGCUUUCAUUGGCGACGGAAAAGGUGCACCUUUAACCGUUAUUUUUUUUCCAUCAACAAGAAUGUCGCGAAACAACAAAAAUCCUCUCAUCCAGAAAAUAGCAAAGCAAGCAUUUGUGACCUUUAAAGGUUUAAAGUGUUCGGCCAACGGAGAUAGUAAAGUCUUUGCAGAAAAACAGGCCAAACUCAUCUCCUUAGUGACCGCCCUUAGGGCUCCGGAUCUGAGGAUCGCUCCCCCGAAAAACAAAUCGACCUCCGGUACGUCGGAGCCGGAGACCCCGCCGGUCACCUACAUGCAUAUCUGUGAGACGGAUGUGUUCAGCAUAGGGAUAUUCCUGCUCAGAACCGGAGCCUCCAUACCUCUUCACGACCAUCCAGGCAUGAACGGGAUGCUGAAGGUCCUCUAUGGCAAGGUGAGCGUCAGUUGCUUCGACAAACUCGAAAGCGGCCAGACAGUCAGCGCUGCCCUUCCUCGAUUUGAAACUCCCGUGGCUCCAUUCCAAAAUGCAUCUCUGCGACGUUCCGUGCUCCGCUCGGUGGCCGAAUACUCCGAGAACAGCGGACCUUGUCUCUUAACACCUCUACGGGAUAAUCUCCACCAGAUCGAUGCUAUAGACGGACCUGCUGCUUUCCUGGAUAUCCUGGCACCGCCAUACGAUCCGGAUGACGGGCGGGAUUGUCACUAUUACAAAGUUCUAAAAACUGCGGCCGACCCAGAUAUAGCUGUGAUGGAUAACCAGGAGCGGCAGGAAGAGGAGAAGGGAAAAGACAAAGAGAUAUGGCUUUUGGAAAUCCCUCAGCCAGAGGACUUCUGGUGUGGAGGAGAGCCCUACCCGGGUCCUGUGGUUUCUGUGUGAAACCGCCGACCAGUCAAACUACAGCCAUACUAGAAUGUGCUUCGCGACAUGUACUCAGCCACAUUUCUAAAUCCAAUUUCUGCUUCCAUCAACAAGUAGGACAAACAUUUGGGUCAUCGUUACCUGGAGUACUUUUGCUCAAAGCUUCAAUCCCUCCCUUGAAACGAGGGUUAGUAACGUACUCUCCACAGCAAAAUUCGAUGUAAUUCGCUGAAGUAUAACAACUGAUUGUAAAAGUUCUUUACAUAAGGCUUGUACACGUUGUAUAUAUGGAGUUUCCGCUUUGGACCAUAUUGCCUUGUACACAUAAAUGUAAUCUAGAACUCGAUUUUUUUUUCUUUCUCAGAAAUGUCUUGUGAAUCCAAUUUCAAAUCUCUUGGACGAAAUGAGGCGUAAACUACCACUUCAUACAUCAGAGCACAGUAGUUGACUUCCUAUCGCAGAAGAAUAAGCUAAAAAAAAAAGACAUUUUAACUUUAGCUUGAACACUGAGUUUUGGUUCUGUGAAUAGCGUCACGGAAUUCUCUUGUCGACAGCUUAUUCCCAUUGCAAGUUACACGCAUUAGCAAAAUGUUUGGUACAUUCAUUCAAAGAAAUGUAAAAAACAAAAAAGGAUGAUGAGUAUCUUCCAAAAUGCAAAUUGACAAGCCGCAAAGCUACGUGAAAGAGUUAAUGUCAUACAACAGCACUCAAUUAUAUUUUGUUACAGACUUGGCUACUCCAAAACCUUAGUUUUGUUUUCUCAGACAUUCAGAAAUGUAUUUUCUGGUAUGUUUUGUGUUAUUGUCUUGCUGUGUAACUUAAGAGCGCUUGAGUUCGAGGGCAUAAACUGAUGGCUGGUUGUGCACCAGCAGGAUUUUCUGCUACAUAGCAGAAUUAAUUGUUCCAUUCAUUGCAGGAAUUUGUCCGGGUCCUUUAGGAGCAAAGCAGCCCCAGACCACCAUGUUUGAUUGUUUGUAUGAUGUUUUCAGCAAAUUCAGUGGUAUUUUUAACUCUCAUUGUAUUUUUUCUAAAAGUCUUGAGAAAUCUCAAACUUCUCCGCUGUGAGGUUAAAGUCGCUCACCACUUUAUUAUAUUGCUGCCGAAACGGUCAAUAUCAGUGAAAAUGAUAAUAUUUUGUUCACAAGCUUGCUAUAUAGAUUCUCACUUUUAAUUAAUUUCACGAUUGGGCAAUUUAUGUUUAACCUGUGGUAGUACCUGUACUCCACUGUGCCAGUUGGACAAUGACUGUACGGUUAUUGAAUGUAUGUGAAAAAAUAAAACUCACAGACUAUA
This is a messenger RNA of Hippocampus zosterae (dwarf seahorse), 2352 nucleotides long. It is a transcript of the gene adoa, whose product is annotated as 2-aminoethanethiol (cysteamine) dioxygenase a. Lineage: Eukaryota; Metazoa; Chordata; Actinopteri; Syngnathiformes; Syngnathidae. Bases 283 to 1077 code for a protein of 264 amino acids. Gene Ontology annotation, cellular component: mitochondrion. The record is from RefSeq and is a predicted model, not a curated record. The transcript has 2 exons. Gene Ontology annotation, molecular function: oxidoreductase activity, acting on single donors with incorporation of molecular oxygen, incorporation of two atoms of oxygen.